CUCACGUGCACCAAACAAAACACAGACGGUGGGUUGACAUGUCUGCAGUUUAAUGGUCUCUGUGCUGCAGCAGUGCAGCCCGGGCCCUGGACUGAAGACUUCUAACGCUUUUUAAAACCCUUCGGAGACCAAGGUGGACACCCUUUGUUGAAACAUGGCAGAGGGAGGCUUUGACCCUUGUGAGUGCAUCUGCACCCAUGAGUAUGCUAUGAGGCGCCUCAUCAACCUGCUCAGGCAAUCUCAGUCCUACUGCACAGACACAGACUGCCCUCAGGAAUUGCCGGGUCCUACUGGGCCAGUUGGCGGAGGAGGUGAACUGACCCUCUCCAUGGUUCUCAUGGGAUGGGCGGUGCUGGCUCUGCUCCUGUUUCUGUUUCGCCCAUCCAGUCUCAGGGGUACCCGUCCCACAGGCAAACCUACUGGACCCCACAAUAGGGAUGGCAGAGAGCCUCCAGCACCACCUGUUGACUAACAGCGGAGGGUACCGGCACGCACCCACCUGCUCUGACUGGAGCUGCAGUUAGGGACUGUGACCUGGACAGCACCAUCUCCCCAUCAUUCACAUAUCUUUUGCUUUUUUUCUUAUUUUAAUGUCAUUGUGUUUUUGGGGUAGAUCUGUCUUUGAUUGCUUUUGCUAGAGCCCAGCUGAUACCGAACUGAUGAGGCCAAUAUCGAUGUGAAACGUGAAAAUGCUAAUGUUUUUACAUAGACAUACAGCAUAAACAGUUUGGGCACACACUGGUGAGAAGAACCUUUGAUCAGGGACUGUCUAGGAAAUUUAAAUAACAAUACAUAAAAACACAAUUUUGCCACAAGCCAAACUUAAAUUUAAGAGACAUAAGUACUAAAAAUAUUGUUUCUUUUAUCUGCAGAUACAUACAAGUCCGUUUGACUGACAAUACUGGCCGAUAAUACCAGCAUGUGGUUAUAUCAGCUGGGCUCUAUGUGAGAGUCACGACGCCUUUAAUCUGAAGGCGGGGCAUUGCUCUUAGUCACCCGCCCAUCUGGUGCUGACUGAUGUGCAAAAAAUCAGAUGUGAACUAAAAUGAAGGAAUGUGUCACAUGGGAGGGAGGAGGGGGUUAAACAGUUCUUACUGAGUGAUCUCGGGUGGCGUUUUUUCUCUGAAACAUUCCUGUCUUUCCACUAUACAUUUACAUCUCUAAACAGUGCCAGUUAUGAUGUCAUAUCAUGUAAUGUUUUGAUAGCAUAUUUUAACCAGCAGAACGAUUAAAUAUAAUACAUUUAUAUGGAAAAACUAAAUUCUGAAUAGAGUGCUGUAGGGAUGAAGUUUAAUUUGUAGGUCGACACGGAAGUUAGCGUCACACUGGUUCUCUCAUCAGAAAUCCAGUGGGAUUUUUUCUUUGGAUUAUGGCAGAAAAUAAGGGAUAGGGGAGUAAAUCAAUAAUUUCAUAUUUGCUGAUAUCACAAAGUUUUGAGUUCAAUUCAAUUCAGAGGCCUGUGAUUGAUAUGAGACGAUAUCAGUAAAUGUCUUCAUCAUCUUUUUCUUCGCCUUGCUGCUAGCACUGUUUGAACGUUAAGGACUAAGUUUUGUUCAGACGAAAAAAUGAGUUUGCAGCCGUGCCAUGGGAAUUUCAAAGUAAAGGCGUAUGUCAAGAAUGACAAUAUGUAUCAAUAUUUUCACUUUAUACUGUUGCAGAAAAAACAAACACUAGAUUAUGCUCUGAUAAAUAUUUAAUACAAACACUCCUGAGGUAACAUUUUGAGCUAAAUGCUUUUCAUCAGACAAGUUAACACAACUUCAAAUACUUCCUUCCCUGUCACAUUUUAUAGGAAGUAUUUAAUGGUGUGUGCAUCGUUAACUUGUCUGAUGAAGAACAUGUAGCUAGAAACGUCCCCUGGAUGGUAAUUGUAUUAAAUAUUUAUUGCAUAAUCCUUGUGUGGAUUUUGGAUUUUUUACUCUUGUAUUACCUAUUUUUUUUGUCAUGUGGAUGUGCGUGCUUUCGUGAACUUUUUGUUUCACUUUGCAUUGUUGAACAUUGAAUCAGUGUUGGUCCACAUCAAUUCAUCGUUACACCCCUACUCUGUGACAAACAAAAGUUUAUAAUACUUGUUCGAUGUUUUUUUUUUCCAGCACGAUAAUCUUCACAAAUAAAAACCACUUUCAUGAUUUUUAAAGCGUAAAUGAAAUCCCCAGAAGUGAGGCUUGUGACACUCUGCAGUCUCAUUUAGCCACUUGUGAGGAAUUGCCUUUUUUUUAAAGACACAUAAAAGCUUCAAAAUUCAGGAGUGGGGUGUGUGCAGAUGCAUUUUAUGUUGCAGAACAAAAAACUGAGAGUCUCCUAAGCUUGUGUUAACAACAGAGCUUAUUUCUAACCAAAAAAAUCCAUUGACCUCAAAACGAGAGAACCGGGAGGGCUAAAACGCUAACUAAUUUCUGGGUUUUAGGACUAAUUUCUGCAGCACUCUAUGAGGAUUACAGUAACGUGGCAUAUUGAUUUUUUUUAAAGCAGUAAAUUUUUUUUCCUGUUGUUUACAUCCAGACCUCUAGUAGAUGACAUAUUCCAGCAAAUAGUCCGGUCUGUUGUAUGAACUGUAUUUCCAAGAACACGUCUGUCCCUUUAAGUAACUGUUGGUUUGUAGUAGAAGUGAUUGAGACGGCAGUGACGGGUCUGUUGAAGAAGCUUAGAUUUGACAGUUAAAAGCUCACAUUUCAUUUCACAAAGUUUAAAUGAACUGGGUUACAGGUGCACAGACAGGGUUUAUUAAAUGUGGUCAUUGUAAAACAAUAUACUCAGCACAAACAUUUUAUUCAUAUCAAAAUGAUUCCUUGUACUGUAAUUGUUUAGUAGUUAAAAGAUAAUUGUACUCUGACGUAAUAGUAGCAGAUAAUCAUAUUUUAUUAGCACUUUUGUUGUCAUUUAUGAAUGAAGGCGGGUUGUUCAUGAUCUUUUCUAACUGAGAAUCACAGCAGCAUAUAUGGGAGUAAAUCCAAAGUUUCUACUGCACAGCUUCUAUAUGAUAAUAUGUCAGUGGAAAAGGUGCAAUAUCAAACAGUGCCAAUGUAACUUUAAAGUUCUGGUCUUAGUGCUAAUUCAGAGACAAACGUCUUGUGAAAAAAAACAGCAAUAUUUGAGCUCAUUUUUACUUUGAGAUAAGAAGACGAGAGACGGAUCUGCAGCGGAAGUCUUCUUUCCCGUUUUUUCUCAUCCGGGUCAUUUUCUUGUUGAUUACUCUUGGUCCAGAGCUCUGUUUUAUACAUGACGAAUCUUACAUCUAAAGGAUUUUAUAGAAGGUUUAUCCGCUUGAUGAAAAAGUUGAAAGGAAAUUAGUGAACAGAAAAAUGGAAACCUCAGAACAAUAUAAAGUGAAUGUUGUUUUGUUCCAUAACAUGUAUGUAAAUGACACAACUUCACCGCAAACCACAGCCUCAGAGUUACUGAAGAGAGUCGAUCCUUUGAUACAAUCUCAAGAAAAACUGAACAUUAUAAUGAGUGGUAUCUUUUUUUAAUGUCUGUCGUUGGCUAUAGGAUUGUGGUACAUGAUAGAGAGUUUUCUGUUUUUCUAGUCACUGACUGUAUCUUUGUCGUGCCCCUGUCAUGGUAACAUGGCUAUUUUGUGUCUGGGCCCUGGAUUAUGUUCCAGGGUGCUUGUGAUAUCAGACGUUACAUGGUUAGUCUUUAAAUUGAAGUGUCUUUCUUGAAUACGUGGUGUAACAGUUAAGAACUUGGAUAUGAUCAUCACAACAGUCUUCAAUGGCUACUCUUUAUUACUGAAUCAGCAAAAGUCCUCUAAAUGUCUUUACAUCUUUCCAAACUUGCUUGGAAGAUGGCACAGAGGAGAUCUGAGGAAGGAAAAAGUUAAGAAGUUGUGUAUAAUUAAAGGGAAAGCCAUACUGGAUUGUUGAGAUGAACAAGUGGAUGAUGUGGUACCACAGAGACCUUGAUUUACACUGUUUCUGUCUAAGAGAAAAAGGGCUUCAACUAUGCACUUUUCCUAUAACAAAACAAAAAAUAAAAAAAAAUCAGUCUUA
Plectropomus leopardus (leopard coralgrouper) is the source of this 3992-nucleotide messenger RNA. It is a transcript of the gene smim14, whose product is annotated as small integral membrane protein 14. Lineage: Eukaryota; Metazoa; Chordata; Actinopteri; Perciformes; Serranidae. Gene Ontology annotation, cellular component: endoplasmic reticulum. The record is from RefSeq and is a predicted model, not a curated record.